This is a messenger RNA of Cordyceps fumosorosea ARSEF 2679, 2535 nucleotides long. RefSeq lists its product as hypothetical. The transcript has a single exon. The coding region runs from base 1 to 2535 and encodes 844 amino acids. Lineage: Eukaryota; Fungi; Ascomycota; Sordariomycetes; Hypocreales; Cordycipitaceae. The record is from RefSeq and is a predicted model, not a curated record.
AUGCGUUUCUCUCUCGCCGUGCUCGGCCUCGCCGCCGCCGUCUCGGCCACCGCCGUCGAUGCUACCGCCACAGCCACAGCCACAGCCACAGCCACGGCCACGGCCGAUGUUGAUGCCCAAGUAACAGCCGCUGCCGAUGUCAACGCCAAGGUCGACGCUUCCGCCGCCGUAGAUGCGAAGGUCGACGCCGCCGUCAAGGUCGAUGCUAACGCGGAUGUCAACGCUAAAGUCGACGCCGCCGCUUCCGUUGAUGCGAAUGUCGACGCCAAGGUUGACGCUGCCGCCAAGGUCGAUGUCGAUGUGGACGCGGAUGUCGCCGCUGAUGCGAAGGUUGGAGCCAGCGCGGAUGUGAAGGCCAAAGUCGAUGCUGAUGCAUCUGUGGAUGCCAAGGUUGGCGCCGAUGUAAAUGCCGAUGUCAACACAAAGGUUGACGCUGCGGUUGACGCCAAGGCAAAGGUUGGUGCCGAUGUUAACGCCGAUGUUAACGCGAAGGUCGGUGCCGAUGUGGAUGCCAAGGUCGGCGCCGACGUCAACGCUGAUGUUAAGGCGAAGGUCAGCGCCGAUGUCAAUGCCGAUGUUAAGGCGAAGGUCAACGCUGAUGUCAACGCCGAUAUCAAGGCGAAGGUCGGUGCCGAUGUCAACGCCGAUGUCAAGGCGAAGGUUGACGCUGCUGUUGAUGCCAAGGCGAAGGUUGGCGCCGAUGUCGAUGCUAAGGUUGGCGCUGAUGUUGAUGCCAAGGUCAGCGCCGGCGUGAAUGCCACCGUCGCUGCUGAUGUCAACGCCAAGGUCGACGCGGACGUCGACGCUGCUGUUAAAGUCGGUGCCGACAUCGACGCGAAGGUUGGCGCCGGCGUAAACGCCACCGUCGCUGCCGAUGUUGAUGCGAAGGUCGAUGCUGCUGCUAAGGUCGAUGCCAAUGUGGCCGCCAACGUCGAUGCCAAUGUGGCCGCCAACGUCGAUGCCAAGGUUGGUGCCAAGGUGGACGCUGAUGUCGAUGCCAAAGUCAAGGCCGGUGCGGAUGUUGCCGCCAAGGUCGGCGCUGAUGCCAAGGUCGGCGCUGGUGUGAACGCCACUGCCGUCGCUGAUGUUGCGGCCAAGGUCGACGCUGGCGUCAAGGUCGGCGCCAACGUCGCGGCUGAUGUUGACGCUCAAGCAAAGGUUGACGCGGACGUCAACGCCAAGGUCAACGCCGAUGUCGAUGCCGCCGUGAAGGUCGGCGCCGAUGUUGACGCCAAGGCCAAGGUCGAUGCCGGUAUUAUCGCCAAGGUCGGCGCCGAUGUCGAUGCUCAAGCAAAGGUUGACGCCAAGGUCGGCGCGGGCGUAAAUGCCACGGUUGCCGCCGACGUGGAUGCCAAGGUCGACGCCGGCGUCAAGGUCGGUGCCGACGUGGAUGCCAAGGCCAAGGUUGAUGCUGAUGUUGCUGCCAAGGUUGGUGCGGACGUUGACGCCAAGGUCAAGGUCGGCGCGGAUGUCGAUGCCAAGGCCAAGGUCGAUGCGGACGUUGCGGCCAAGGUGAACGUUGGUGCUGAUAUCGAUGCCCAAGCCAAGGUGGACGCCAAGGUCGGUGCCGACAUUGACGCCAAGAUUGCCGCCAAUGUCGAUGCCAAGGUCGCCGCGGACGUCGACGCCAAGGCCAAGGUCGACGCCGUCGUCGCCGCAAAGAUCGCCGCCGGCGGGAAGCUCGGCGCCGGCGUGAAGGCCACCGCCGCCAGCAUCAACGGCACCACCGUCGCCGCCACUGUCAUCGACGCCGACGUGCAGGCCGCCAUCAACAUCGCCAUUGGCGGCUUCGCCUGCCCGCCGACCAUGAAGUACUCCCCCUGGAUCCAGGCCUGCGGCUGCGAGGCCGGCCUCACCUGGUCCGCCACCAGCAGCAAGUGCGUCGGCACCCCGCUCACCGGCGCCUGGCCCAAGCCUGCCCUUGAUGCCCACGCCAAUGUCAAUGUCAAGCUCGCUGCCUUCUGCGCCGCCUCACCCGUCGAGAUUGUCAGCUUCGACGCCGCCCACCCCUACUGCCAGGUCAGCCUCGAGACGCUCGCCUUCGUCGCCGACGCCGCCGUCAAGGCCGACGUAGACGCGCUCGCCGGUGCUGCCAUCAACGUCAACGCCAACAUCUCCGCUGACCUCAAGGCCGUCGUCGCCGGUCUAACCGGCCUGUACAUUGAAAAGGCCGAGGACGCCGUCGCGCUCUUCAACACAAAGGUCUACGGCCUCGGCGCGGCCGCCAAGGCCGAUGCUGACGUUGCCGUUACCGUGUCCAAGACCCAGCUCGCGCUCUGCAAGCUCGGCCUCGGCUCGUGCCAGCAAGACUGCGUCUCGUUCAGCCAGGCGGGCUGCGCCAACUUGAUCGAUGUCGGCGCUGAGGUCGGCGCGCAGAUUACGGCGCUCGCUGGUAGCGUCCUCAUCCUGCCCUCCUCCAUCGUCGUUGCCACCAAGGCCAAGGUUCUCGUCUCGGUCGCGGUCGAGCACCUGCUCUGCAUCGUCGGCAACAUCAUCAAGUCGGUCAUUGUCACCUUUGACUGCCACUGCAAAUAG